Molecule: messenger RNA, 978 nt
Organism: Rotaria sp. Silwood2
Lineage: Eukaryota; Metazoa; Rotifera; Eurotatoria; Philodinida; Philodinidae
Source: the annotation of a GenBank genome assembly
AUGCUUGUUGCUCUGCUAUUUCUAAUAAUCGUGUAUGUUUAUCUCAAAAGUGCGUACUUCACCUUACGUGGAUCAUUACCUGGUGUGACACCACAAUUUCUCUUCGGCAAUUUACAACAAACUGGAGUUAUCUGGCGAGGCGAACCACUCCCUAAUGUACUACGACAGUUUCAAGAUAAAUUUGGUGAUGUAUUUCAAUUCUGGUUAGGUUCAGCUCGUAUGGUUGUUGUGUGCCGUCUGGAAGAUGUACAACACAUUUUUUCCCAUCGACAUGAGUACGAUCAAGCAGAUUUAGUUGAACAGAAAAUGAGCUUCAUCAUGCCGAAUUCAAUCUUUUGUCUCACAGGAUCUAAAUAUAAGCGUCACGCAUCUAUUACUCAUUCAUUAUUUCGUCGUGGUAAAAUUAUCAACCAUUUGGAUACAAUAAUAAAUUGUACAGAUAAAUUGCUGACUCGUUGGCGAACGAACAAGAACGACCCAAAAUACAUUCAUUUAAAUAUGUUUGAGCAACUGCAACAAUUAGUUCUUGAGACAUUCAGUCUUAUGUUUUUUGACUAUUCUCUCCCGACAAUGGAUAAUCAAGGAGACAAGGACAAGAAUGAAUUUGCUCAUGCAUUGCACACAGUUUUAGACGCGAUUAUGACUGUAAUAAAAAUGCCGACAUUCAUCGAUCGUCUCUACUUGCUACUUAAUCUCAAAUAUCGACGAUCACGUGAUCUUGUUAAUCGGCACUUACAUCAUAUGAUUGAACAAGAGUUGCAAGAGGCACCAAUGAUGAGAGCUGAACGCAAGAAAAUAAGUUUGAUUGCAUCAUUAAUCGCUUCAUUACAGCAAGAUGAAAAAAUUGAAGCGUUAAAGACUGAAGAAGACAGAAAAGGCGAGUCUAGUACAUUAUUUAGAAAUUCUGUACUUGCAAAAAUCAAAGAUAAGGCGACUACAAGUACAGUAAGUACAAGUUCAGUACUUGUACUUAUCUGA